Molecule: messenger RNA, 2838 nt
Organism: Merops nubicus (carmine bee-eater)
Lineage: Eukaryota; Metazoa; Chordata; Aves; Coraciiformes; Meropidae
Gene: ARHGAP11A
Product: Rho GTPase activating protein 11A
Exons: 10
Coding region: 349-2838 (829 amino acids)
Biological process (GO): signal transduction
Source: RefSeq, a predicted model, not a curated record
AUAUUUGGAGUAUCUUUUCGUGCGUUACCGCAAUCACUUGUGCCAGAAUAUGGUUAUGUUCCAACCUUCCUUGUUGAUACUUGCGAAUAUCUGGAAGAACAUGUUCAUACGGAGGGACUCUUCAGAAAGUCUGGAUCUCUUGUUCGUUUAAAAGCUUUAAAGAGUAAACUGGAUCAAGGUGAAAACUGCCUCUCAGCUGCACUGCCGUGUGAUGUUGCAGGGCUCCUUAAACAGUUCUUUAGAGAGCUGCCAGAACCCAUCCUUCCACCUCACCUGCAGGAGGGCCUUCUCAAAGCUCAGCAGCUAGGAAACGAGAAGAAAACUGCAACUGUGUUGUUGUCCUGUUUGAUGGCAGAGAGAACAAUUGAAGCUUUGAGAUACUUUUUCAACUUUCUGAGAACUGUGUCCCUAAGAUCCACUGAGAACAGGAUGGAUAGCAGUAAUCUGGCAGUGAUUUUUGCUCCUAACCUCUUGCACGCGCACGAGAAUGAAAAGAUGUCAGCCAGCACGGAAAAAAAAAUCCGCUUGCAAGCUGCUGUUGUGGAAACACUUAUUGAGCAUGCGGCAGAAAUUGGACAAGUACCAGAAUUUAUCUUGGAGAAGAUUCCUGCAAUGUUAGGUGUUGAUGCCUUUCAAUCUACUCCCUCACUGUGGGGCCACGAAGACAGUGAAAAUGAAUCUCCCAGUGAAUAUAAGAAGAGGAGGCACCGAAGUGUUGGGGUCUUUUCAUCUGUGACUCCAGUGGUUCUUACUCCAAGUACGAAGCGUAAGCUUCCAGCUGAUUGCUCUCAGGGCUUGUCCAGCAAGAAGAGACGAUCUUUUAAACAUAGUUUUGCUUUUGAGUUUUUACCAAGUAGCAUUUUUAACAGCAGCUCAACACCAGCAUCAGUUCAGUUUGAAGCAAGCCCUUGUGUGUCUCUUGAGUCAUCCCAAACCUCACUGUCUCCUUCAACUGGUGGUGAAAUUCAUCUCUCUAGUACAGGCAACAGAAGAAGUAAAAGACAUACAAGCAAGAAAUUAUACAGGGCUGAAUCAGGAAAGACAGGUUGUUUUUCUCCAAAGAUUAGCCGAAAAGAAAUGGUUCGUAGGUCUUUACGCUUGAAGUUUGGCUUGGGGAAAAGCAGCAGAGAAACGAAUAUUGCGUCGGGAUCCGUGGUUGGUAAUAGAUCUGAAAAUAUUGGAAGGCGUCUUGCAAGUCAACAAGGUUUGGAAAGCAGAAAUGAAUGUACAAAAGGGGAUGUACUCUUCAGCCCAUGUAUUGGUGAAAAAUUCCCUAAGAAAGGAUCAAAGAAUGUGAGCAAGUCAGAAGAAAACUUGCUAACUCCAAAAUAUCACGAUAAAGUAGUUCACCGAAUGUCAUGGAAUAGUCCUACUGUUACAGAUUCACAAGCAAUUGGCAGGAAUGAGGGAAUUCUGCCAGGACACCCUGAAAGGGGAAUCAUUUCUUCAGAAUCUGGUUUGAUAUUUGGAAAGCUGCCAGUUGUUCCAGAUGAAUUCAAAUCUACAACUGUAAGCAAGCAAGACAACAGCUUAGAAAUUUUGCUUUGUGAAGAGGAAAAUAGUUCAACUGCAGAAACAUUACUGAAAGUCAAGGAAGCCUUCACUGCAUCUGGAAGUAAUCCAGUGAUAGGUGAUAAAACAUCUUCCUUCUCAGAUGUAGCAAGCAAAACAUUAAAUGAAGCUCUGUGCCUUCUGGGACUCAGUUCAGAGAAAGGAUUGACUGAAGAAGUUUCUGAAAAUCUAGCAAAUACAAAAGCCAGAGAGCUGUUGCAAGAAUCUAAUCAACUUCAUGCUGUUGAUAAACAGCAAUUAAAAAAAGAUGACCUUAAAAUUUUGGAGAAAAACUUCAAAACUUCUAUUGAGAUUGAACUUCAGGUCCCAAAACCAGGUAUAAAAAAUACAGCAGAACUUCCUGUGCCUCAAGUACUGACCAGGGAAGACAAGUGGACUGUUCAGAACACUUCAUCAAAAGAUGACUUCAACAAAUUAGAUUCCUUCAGAAGAAAAGAGGAAAUAGAAUUAACACACUCAAAAACAGCUGAAAAGUGUAUGGUAGAAAUCUGUAAUUUGGAAGAAGAUACUGCUGAACUUUCUGCAGCAGGACAGCUUCCUGCAUCACAGCUGCCUAAAUCACAAAAUGAAGUAGGCAACCAAUACUUGCAAGCUGAAAAUUCUGGUAAAACUUUAAUUAAAACAUCAACUGUUUCUGACCACAUACAAUGGUUCAACAAGCUUUCCGUAAAUGAUCCGAGUUCUUCAAGCAAAAGCAAAGCACCCCUGAAGUUUCAGCGUACUCCUGUCAGGCAGUCUGUAAGAAGAAUCAAUUCCCUACUGGAGGCUAACAGGCGGUCUGUGAGCUCUCCGCUGCUCAAAGCCAGUGGUGUUGGUUCACCACUUGUUAAAUCUUUGAGCUAUGAUUCUGCACUCUCCUCCUGCACUGAAAAGCCCUCAAAUUUUGUGGCUUUGCCCCUUGGAAGUGAAAGUACAUACAUGCAGGUGUCUAUAUUUCAUAAGCAGCCAGACUUAGCAUCCAAGUCAUGUUGCCCACCAUUAAAUCCAUCGGGCAAGUCUGGUGUUUCUGUCAGAACUGCUGGAAUCCACAAACAGAGAGAGACUCUUCAUCCAUCAAAGUCUGUUCUAGAAGAUCUAACUAAUCAUGAGACAGUGAAACCCGGUUUAAAAGUUAAUGCAAAUAUAAAUAUUCCAGGUGCUGCCCCAGGAAAGUCAACAAUCACAAGAAGUGCUUCAGGAAAAGAAAGAGUUUGUUACAGAGGCUCUCCAAAGAAUCCAAUAUCUAAAGUGAAACUUCUACCAGCUGCAAAGCCAGUAGAUUUGUAA